CUGUCAGUGUCAGAACUAUCAAGUUAGUUGUCAAUUUGUCAUAAGUUUUGAAUUCAGGAUCAUGAGUUUCAGUGUUUCACAGGGUUUAGUUUAUUAAUAUAAUGCAAUAAAAUGGAUCUGUGUAGAGUCUGUCUUGCAGGCGGAUCGCAGAAAGACAUAUUUAAGUUAGAAAAUAAUAAAACUGUUGAUGAAAGAAGUUUUGUUGACGUUUUCAUGUUUUGUUUGAGCAUUGAGGUUGAUGAGGAUUCUAAAAUAAGUACAAAACUAUGUACAAAAUGUUAUGAUAAAAUAUGGUCAUUCCAUGAUUUCAAAUGUUUAGCUCUAAGAAGCGAUGUUUACUUGAAGUCUAUACAAGAAUCAAAUGGUGUCAAAAAUGAGGUUUUCUUACGUGAUGACGAUAUUAAAAAUGAGCACCAGUCUGUUAGUGAUGAUUCUAUGGAUGCAACUGUUAAAGAGGAACCAAAGGAUGGAUUUGAUGAUGGUGAUACCGAUGACGAAUUCCUAAGUGUUAUCAAAAGAAUAAAAUACGAAUAUAAGGAAGAUACUGUAGAGAAGAAACCACCAAGAAAACGAAAACGGGCUACUAAAACUCCCAAAACCAAAAGCACGGUGACAAAACGAAUUUGCGAGGAAUGUGGGAAAGCUGUGAAAGACCUUAAGGCUCAUGCGAUCCAGCACCUACCUGCUGCUAGUCGGAAACGCAUCCCUUGCAAACUGUGUGACAAAGCGUUUUCCACUUACAGCGCACGCCAUAGACAUACAAAAAUAAAACAUUUAGGUACUAAACAAGAAUGCCCGUUGUGUAAUAAAGUUGUAGCCCACUUAAAGCAACACCAUCGUUUGAUGCACAACCGUGAUUCCCUGCCCUACGGCUGUGUGUCCUGCGGUGGUCGGUUCAUCUCCAAGUCUAACCUGGAACUGCAUAUGACGACGCACACUAAGGACUACGCCUUCCCUUGUGAUUUGUGUGAUAAGAAGUUCAAUACUAAGAGUCGAAUGAUGUUGCAUAAACGACAAGUACACGACAAAGAGAAAUCGCACCUAUGUCAGUUAUGUUCAAAGAGCUUCUUCAAGAAAUACCAUCUGCAAAUACAUUUAAGGAGUCAUUCAAAAGAGAAGCCGUACGCGUGUCCCGAGUGCGGCAAGUGUUUCUCCACGACGUCGAUCCUGAAGAGUCACCGGCUCAUACACGAGGAGGGGAAGAACCACGCCUGCACGCUCUGUGAAAUGACUUUUAAGAAGAAGAGCUACCUGACCAUCCACAUGAUAAGUCACACGAAGGUAAAGCGCUACCCUUGCAAGUACUGCGGCAUCAAGUUCGGUCGCUCCGACCACCGCAAGCGACACGAGUAUACAGCACACGAGAAGAACUUCAUCAGUCCUUGAAACUAGACCUUUAGCAUGAGUUAUUGAUGCCAAUAAUGCUUCUGAUAAAAUCGGUCCAAAUGUACGUAAAACAAUGGUAUUCAGCUGCAUCCGGCUAAGACUGGAAGCCAGAUUUUACAUAGCUGGUGAAAGGCUAGGAAGGUCAUGAUGAAAAUCGGUUGCACAGAAUGACCAUCGUUAUUUUAAUGUAAGUCCAAUUUGACCCAUAUCACCCUUAUGACAUAUUUUUGCAUGAUGUUAACUUUAUUGGUUAGUUCCCUAUGUGCUCAAUGGCGCUAGUUUUUCUGUAGUUUUUUUUAAAGAAUCGG
Helicoverpa armigera (cotton bollworm) is the source of this 1694-nucleotide messenger RNA. RefSeq names its product oocyte zinc finger protein XlCOF6.1. NCBI's taxonomy places the organism in Eukaryota, Metazoa, Arthropoda, Insecta, Lepidoptera, Noctuidae. The transcript has 7 exons. Bases 112 to 1386 code for a protein of 424 amino acids. Gene Ontology annotation, molecular function: zinc ion binding. Gene Ontology annotation, cellular component: nucleus. The record is from RefSeq and is a predicted model, not a curated record.